CUUAACAUGAAGGCAAUAUGUGCAAACAACGCUUUCUGAUGUUUGCCAUAGUGAAGGGAGUGGACUACUAGGCUAUCUUAAACCGCAUAUUCCUCAGUGCACGGUAGCCAAAUAUAGAUCAACCUGUAGGCGCGCUUGCGUUCCAACACCCGAGCGCUUUGCCAUGCCGAAGCGGAAGGACAACUUUACGGCUGUUUUCGACAUUGCUGUUCACUAGAACCUUAAAAUUCCACCUGUCUUUUAAACUCGAGACGCCCUGUGUCUGUGGCACCAAGUCAGUUGGUUUCUACGCACGCCGUACUGUAGGCUAGUUCUCACGUCCGACUCGUUGCGGCAUUCCAGUCAGAGCGUCCCGCUUCCCAAUUUAGACCUGCUACCCUGUGCGAUCCAGAAACCGCUCUGCUGCGCCGAAAGGGUCACGUCGUUUCCACGGGAGACGAUCCCAGCAUGGAAACUGUGAAACAGGAAGCAUCUAAAGAUGAGCUUCCCAAGAUCAACACAGCCUUAACAGCAUCCGAUCCAGAUGCACAUGAACUUCAUGAAGAAACACUGUUGCUACGAUGCCAUGCCAACAAGUUGUAAACUAGUUGUAUUUGACACAACGUUACAGGUGAAGAAGGCCUUUUUCGCACUGGUGGCCAAUGGCUUACGAGCUGCUCCUCUUUGGGACAGCAAAUCACAACGAUUUGUCGGCAUGCUCACCAUCACUGAUUUUAUUAAUAUUCUUCAUCGCUACUACAAGUCACCCAUGGUCCAAAUCUACGAGCUGGAGGAGCACCAGAUUGAGACUUGGAGAGGUGAUUCAACUCAAAACGUGUACCUCCAGUGCUGCAAUCGAUGUCUCAUCAGCAUCGCCCCUGAUGCCAGUCUCUUUGACGCCAUCUAUUCCCUCCUGAAGCACAAGAUCCACCGGCUGCCCGUCAUUGACCCGAAGUCAGGAAAUGUGCUGCACAUUCUCACACACAAGCGCAUCCUCAAAUUUCUUCACUUAUUUGGAGCCAUGAUUCCAAAGCCCAGGUUCUUGCAGAAGACCAUCGAUGAGGUGGGCAUUGGGACCUUCAAAGAGAUCGCUACUGUGCAAGACACGGCCACUCUAUACGAUGCCCUGUCUGUGUUUGUGGCGCGGAGAGUGUCUGCACUGCCAGUUGUCGACAGCAAAGGAAAGGUGCUGGCUCUUUAUUCAAGAUUUGAUGUGAUUAAUCUUGCUGCACAGAAGACUUACAACAACCUAAACAUGACCAUGCGCGAGGCGGUGAGGAGGCGAACGUGCUAUGUGGAGGGCGUCAUUAAGUGCUACGGAGACGAGACCCUUGAAACCAUCAUGGACAGGAUUGUCAAAGCUGAGGUGCAUCGCUUGGUGCUGGUGGACAGGGAGGAUGUGGUGAGGGGCAUCAUAUCUCUCUCUGACCUGCUUCAGGCCAUGGUCUUGACGCCCGCAGGUAUUGACGCUCUUUUCUCGUAACACCCCCCACCCUGUGGAAAUGUUCGUCCCGAAAACCUCCACCUAACCGCCCCUCCUCCCCUCUCCCAGAGGUUGCCAGCAAGUAAGACAAUAACUCCACGUCUUUUCAUCCGGGUCAAUAAGGAACAAGAUAUGAAGCGCUUUAACAACUCCAAGAGAUGGAUGGCAACACUCAAAGCAUGUCUAUGUGUUUUAUUGGUCUGCAUUAUCUUAAUAAGGGAGACUCACUAACAAACUGUCAAGACUCAAAACAAAAGACAUGGGUCAGGGGAUUUGUAAAAUCAUUUUCUGAUUACAUUUUUUCACAUA
Molecule: messenger RNA, 1771 nt
Organism: Engraulis encrasicolus (European anchovy)
Lineage: Eukaryota; Metazoa; Chordata; Actinopteri; Clupeiformes; Engraulidae
Gene: prkag3a
Product: protein kinase, AMP-activated, gamma 3a non-catalytic subunit
Exons: 13
Coding region: 524-1462 (312 amino acids)
Biological process (GO): regulation of catalytic activity; protein phosphorylation
Cellular component (GO): nucleotide-activated protein kinase complex; nucleus; cytoplasm
Molecular function (GO): protein kinase regulator activity; AMP binding; protein kinase binding
Source: RefSeq, a predicted model, not a curated record